Molecule: messenger RNA, 3503 nt
Organism: Chlamydomonas reinhardtii
Lineage: Eukaryota; Viridiplantae; Chlorophyta; Chlorophyceae; Chlamydomonadales; Chlamydomonadaceae
Exons: 8
Coding region: 431-2035 (534 amino acids)
Source: RefSeq, a predicted model, not a curated record
GUGCAAGGCGUCGCAAAACAAGUUAGCCUAGCGAUGGCGCUGUUAGCAGCGCAAGUACCAGUUCUGGUAGCGAGCGUUGGGGCGCGUUUGUCCUGACCACUCGACGCAACAGGCCAGCGUAUCGCACGCUUUGGGCUUUGGUUUCGCUGGCCAGAAGCGCUGCUUUCGCCUUUGCCAGCUCAAUGGAGCGUUACGCGCGUGUCGUAAGCGAUGCGAACGGGAUUCCAUUUGCUCGGUGCCGCGGGCUUGAGUGCAAUGACCCGGGCAGGGGAUCGUCACAGCCGGUCAACUUCGCCAGCCCCGCGACACCUUCCAAUACACUUUGCCUUGCGAGGCACAUAGCGUUGCCGCUGUAGCAAAAUUUCUACCUUGAAUAGUCCGGAACACCGCAAAACACAGCUGAAAAGCCCAAACAGGGUCAAGCUCAAUAAUGGCGCUCAGGCACGCCCAAAAGCUGCACUCAGCAGCAGGGCGCUGCUCAUUUCAUGCCAAAUGCCCGCGUGUGCGAUACAGCUUAUCGCGUGUGAGUGCAUCGUCUACUCUGGCAGUGCCAGCAAACAGCGACCAUGGCGUUGUGCACAGCCAAAGCCACCAGCCAGCUCUGCUGGCCCAGGCCCUGGCGACGUCAGCGGGCAUCGAGGAUAUUCUUACCUCCAAAUCAUGGACGGAAGUCAGGUCUCUGUGGACGCACCACAAAGACCACUUGCGGACCGAGGACCUGGCUGCGACCUGGGUCCGUCUUGCCAAAGUUAGCAAGGAGCCGACGGUCCGGGCAUCGCCAGAGCUGCAGAAGUUCGUGGAUAUCCUCGCGUGCGCAACCAUCGACCGGAUACAGCAAUUUUCCAUCUCCUCGUUGUGCUCGAUCAUGUGGGCCUCUUCGAAGCUGAAGAAGGGCCUGGGCCACUCGGGAAUGUUCAAAUCCUUCCUCAAGGCCUGGGCGGCGGAGAUGGAGGUGCACCUGGACCACUUAGAUCUGGAGCAGUCGCGCAAGGUGAUGGCCGCCAUAACGCGCGUCAACUAUCAGCCCUCGGCGCCCUGGAAGAUGAAGAUGGAGGCCACGCUUACAGCCAACCUGGCCACCUGCGCCUGCCCCAAGACGCUCGCCUGCUGCCUCGUCAGCGCCGCAAGCCUGGGCUUCUCGCUGCACCCCGCGCCCGCGUUCCGCGAGGCGGUGGGCGCCGCCUGCGGCGCCGCCUUCGCGGGGGCGGCGGGCGCGCCGCCGCCUGCCGCGGCGCGGCGCAUCCACGGGCCCGUCGACGUGGCGCGCUGCGCCUGCAGCACGCUGUGGGCGGCGGCGGUGCUGGGCGUGCCGCUGCCGGGGUCCACGGUGCAGCGCAUGCUGACGCACGUGACCUUUGUGGGCGUGGGCGGCCUGGCGAGCGGGGUGCUGGCCAGCGCGUCGUCGCCCUUCCCCAGCCUGGAGAGCGUGGAGAGCACGCUGGAGGGCGCCUGCUUCGCCAGCGAGGGCGGGCCGGGGCUAGCGGCGCUGGACUUUGCGCAGGUGUACUGGGCGCUGAGCAAGGUGGCAUACAAGCCCAGUGAGGGCGAGAUGGGCGCACUGCUAGACGCCACCGCCGCGGCGCUGCCCACGGCCCCGCCGGUGCUGCUGGCCACCAUCCUGUGGGCGCUUGCGGACCUCGAGGUGGUGCCGUCCGAGACAUGGCUGCAGCGCGCCUACUCGUCCUUUGAGCGGCAGCUGGACGCCGCCAGCGCGGAGCCGCUGCAGGCGCUGCUGCACGCCGCCGCCACGCUGCAGCUGCCGCCGCCGCAGUGGAGCUCCAAGCUCAUGGACCGCUUGCAGGACGUGGACCUGCGUGUGCUGCCCGACGGCAACAUCGUGGACCUGGUCAUGAGCAUGCACGCGCUGCGCAUGCACCCGCCGCAGCAGCUGGCCGUCACGCUGCAGCAGGAGUGCGUCAAGCGCCUCAGCCAGCGCGGUGCCUCGCCCGAGGCCGCCGAGGCCGGCUGCCGCAUCGACGGCGCCGACGAGGCGCAGCAGCCGCAGCAGAAGGCGGCGGGCGGCGCGAGUGCUUGAAGCGGCUCGCCGCCCGUACCGUCGUUUCGGCUCGGAGCGCGUGCAUUGGCGGUGGCAGCUGGAGGCUUGGCUGGGCGAAGGGAGCUUGCUGCUGUUGGUGCUGAGGAGGCAGAAAGCUCUUGCACGGCUGUGCAGGCGUGUGGUGACCCUGUGGUGGCGUUUGUUUGUUGGUGAUAUGCAUGAAAAUGCUGUUUCGAUUGUGUCGGUACGUGAAAUGCAUUGGUGGUUUAGAAUGGUGCCCGCGAUCGCCCCCUUGUGCCUGACCGUUUGCGCACACGUGGAGGCCGGCACGCAACCCGCCUGAGGGAUGGGCUGCUAUGUGCCGUGCCCGCCCGUGUCUUGAUUCGGCGUGUCCCUCGUUUCUACAUUUGUCGCGAGGGUGGCCCCGUGCAAGGUUGUGCCGAGAGCGGGAGACGUGCCGUUGUUGCGGGGUGGCAACUCCGUCGUUCAUACCCGGGCGCGCGCCACGGGUUGCGUGCACGGAGAGAAGAUUAACAAAUUGCAUUUGGGAAUAUCAAGAGAGCUGUAGAGCAUGAGGUUCAGACACGGUAUAGAGGCCAUGAGAGGCGAGAUGCAGACGAGCAGUAGCGAGGGAGAGGAGCUAGCGAGAGAGGAAGUAGCAGGUUUAGCUCGAAGAUGCAGGCCGUAGACUGUUUCAAUUGAAUGCAGGGAAGGUAGACCAUGCCCUGUGAUGUAGGUUUCCCGAUGAACUGGUGGUGAUGCCGCCGCGUCCCACCUUCGCGCGAUGUGGGAUGCAGUUGCGGAGGUGGUGAGGUUUGGGCGGCAGGGAUUGGUCUCUGUCGCUAUGGGGAUAGUGGUGGGGGACGAUUGUUGAGUGGGAUUGUCUUCGUCUGUGUGCCGUUGUGCGUUCCCCGUGAAGGUGGUUCGCCGCCAAUCAUAAAGAACUCAGGGGUGCCACUCUUGCACCCGGCGAGCCUCUCGCAGUUUGAGAGAGGCACCUCUGAAGUCAACGGCCGACCCGCCCGAGGUUGCGACGCGGCUUUGCCCGGCGUGUACCUGCGGUGUGGCGCCGGAUUCAUUGGUGUGUGUGGCACUGGUGCCCGCGGCAAGAUAAAGCGCCUGUCUUUGGCGCGCUGAGUUUUGGGAUACGCGGGACGAGCGGCGGACAAGUGUUGAUCCGCCGGUGCGGUUGCCAAUGGUUGGGAUACAAGGAAAUAUAGGCUUGAUCGGUGAUUUACUAGAAUUGACGGCGACGGCGUUAGCGGGAGCCUCUGUGGUGUCUGCCCUGCACUGGCGGCCCCACGGCGGCCCGCGUUGCCAGAAGGCCGGAGGCCAGUAGAAAGGUCGCGAUUUGCGGCACGAGGCAGUAACCUAAUAUGACCGUUCAUUGUGGAUGUUAGGCUGACUGUUGCUGAUGACUGGAGUUGACCAAAAUCAGGAUGCGGGUCCUGCGGGGCCCGCACGAGGAAGUGUACCGUAACGCUUAGCGCUGUAACAUACUUUCACC